This is a messenger RNA of Arctia plantaginis, 492 nucleotides long. The record is from the annotation of a GenBank genome assembly. NCBI's taxonomy places the organism in Eukaryota, Metazoa, Arthropoda, Insecta, Lepidoptera, Erebidae.
AUGAUUGAGCUGUUUUUAAACAAAAUUCACAUUCUAGGUGACAUCGAAACUAGACAUUACUUUGGACCAGAAGACCAAGGAAUUUCCUUUGAAAUGUUAAAAUGGGAGCCAAAAUUGAAAAGAAGUUUAUGUUUAACGUACAAAAAUAAGUGUAACAAGUCGAUUGCUACUAUGAAUCUUGUUUACGUGGCUUUAUUAGUUCAUACAGUUCGAUGUGUAGAUAUUCAAUUUAAAGUAAACUCCUUCGAUAUCAAAUUGGAAACACAGAAAAGAGAAUACAAAUUUCGCGCAUUAACGACGAUGGCAUACGGGCAGCACAGCAAUCAGACCAAUGUUACAGCCGAGAAAAUAUUAAGAAACACUGAGAAAAGCAACAAAACCAAUGAGGAUCUGGAGUGUACCUCCCAGGACUCUGAGAAUAAACAAGUGGAGGCCGUGCUCAGUGACAUGAUGAACCAACUAACCUUGGUAAAAUUAAAAAAAUAUAUUUAG